UGUUGCGGUCGGGACGGGUAGAAGUUCAUGACCAGUGACGACGGUGUGGCGAUUGGCAAACGCGGUCACAUGAUCGUGUCGCCCAAGCGCGAAUCGGCGAUCGCUCGCGCCCCCGAUCACAUCUCUAGAUCUCGGCGAACUGGUCACGACAACCAUCUCCUUCAGCUCACGGUCAACUUUGUCUGUGUUGUACUCCCCAUCUUGAACAAGCUCAUGGCAUUGCAUGCUGCGACUUUGACUUGAUUUGUAGACGAACGCUGUGUAGCGUCUUGACUGGCCUGGGGUGCCAGUAUAAUGAUGGAAAUGUUUCGACUCCGAGUCCGGCGCAGUAGCGAUCGAGCGUGUCGCUGAACUCUAGGCGUGUCACUGUGUCGGACGCAAUGCCCGCCUUCCUUCCACCAUCCCCUCCUACUCACCAUGCCCGACUGGUCCAAAGAACUUCCCCAGCCUCCCUGGUCCAAAUCGCACGAAGUCAAACUUCAAUCGACGCAUAUCUAUGAGGGCAUGUGCAAGGGCGACAAGGGAACGGAUACGGUGACCGGUCAUGUCCCCCUUCACUUAGUAGAACGGCAUGGAGAGGUCGGCAGACGUGCGGGCACGUAUGGCGUACACAUCGAAGAGGACGAGCAAUACGUCGAGCUCGUGGGCGAGGCUGAUGGGGAUUGGAGGGAGGCUCUGACCGAAGGCAGAAAGGUCAUCAGCGUGCGCGACGUAAAGAAAGCGUCGAAGAACUUCAAGGUUAUGCAUCCCCGGGCUCACGCUUUUGCUCGCUACGUCCUGCCUGUCGCCGAAUCCGUGAUCAAGGAGCAAGAAUGGCCGGGCAAGAAGAAACCGGAGGAGAAACCGCCUUCGCCUUCCGGGUCCGCGUCCUCUAUCUCCUCCGGCACCACGCCCUCCGACUCAGGCUCGGGUUCAUCCUCUGACCAGAGCUCAGGCACGGAAGACAAGAGCGAAAAGAGUGCGGCCAAAGGACAUGCGGGCAAGUCAGAAAGCAAGGAGAAAGACGAAGCGGAUGACAAGCUACAUGGGCCCAAGCUGACGGACGAGCAGCAGAAGUUUCUCGAGAAGCUUAUCGAGGAGAUGCGCACGCUCGACUCGUUAAAGAACAACCCUGGCGAGCCGAAGGGGGAAUUGAAGCUGCUUGAUGGCGACGCCCUCGACCAGCUGGAGAGCCGGCUGAGCAUUGACGAUCAAAUGACCCCGGACUCGUGGAUCCCUCGCUCCGUGGAGCUGAUCCGUCUCACAGGAAAGCAUCCCAUGAAUGCUGAGGUCCAUCCAUUGCGGCUGUUCGAAGCGGGGAUGAUCACGCCCACGAAGUUGCACUAUGUCCGCAGUCAUGGCGCCGUCCCACAGCUCAGCUGGGAGACGCACAAGCUCAAGGUCUACGCCGAUCCACCCCAGCUGAUCUCGAAGGCGAAGCAUUGGACGAUGGACGAGCUUGCUGAUGGCGACUUCAGAGUGAUUGAGAUACCGGUGACAUUCGGUUGUGACGGGAAUCGUCGCAAGGAAUUGAACAUGAUAAAGCGGACAACCGGAUUCAACUUCACUUCUGCGGGCGUGUCGACUUGUUUGUGGCGAGGUGUUCUAAUGCGCGACGUGCUCUUGGCCAGUGGCCUACAAGACCAGCCGGAGGAUGAGCGAUGGUACCUGAACUUCGAGGGCGUAGACGAACCAUCGGAAGGCCCGUAUGCGACGUCGAUCCCGCUGCUGCAUGCGAUGAACCCUGCGAACGAUGUCAUGUUGGUGUUCGGGCAGAAUGGGAGGGUGUUGCACCCGGAUCAUGGCUAUCCGCUGCGGACCAUUAUACCAGGCUUCGUCGGCGGUCGGCAGGUGAAGUGGCUCAAGAAGCUCUGGGUGACCAAAGAGCCGAAUAGAUCGUACUACCACAUAUGGGACAACCGCGUCGUGCCGAGUUUCAUUGGCUCAAAGGAACACCCGCUCGCCACGGCCUUCUUCCAUCACGAGGAUACUGCGUGCUACGACCAAUGUUUGCAAUCGGCGAUCUGCAAGCCCGCACAUGACGAACGAAUCCAGCUAUCCGACAAGAACGCACUUGAAGGGACGUACACAGUCGAAGGCUAUGCAUUCAGCAACGGCGACCGCAUCGAGCGGGUCGAGCUCAGCCUCGACGGCGGGAAGACGUGGAGGUGGUGCUUCAAGCACUUCCUGAAGGAGCCGCUCAGGCAUGGUGUGAAGUUUUGGGCAUGGAUAUUCUGGUCGUGUGAGGUGAAGCUGCAGGAAAUGGUCAACGCGCAGGAGAUCAUCGUGCGUGCUUGCGAUAGUAGGAAGAAUUACCAGCCUUCGGAGAUUUCGUGGAACUUGAUGGGCAUGAUGAACAACUCGUGGUAUCGCGUUCGCCCGACGAUCGAAGCAGAUACCCAGAAUAGUCUCCCCACCGUUCGGUUCCUGCACCCAGUCGCCCCCGGUAAUGGCGACGGCGGGUGGAUGAAGCCCGCCGAGGAGAUGAAGAGCGAUGACAAGGACAAGCCAGAGAAGACGUUCUCGCUCGAGGAGAUCGCGAAGCAUAAUAAUAAGGACGAUGCAUGGAUCAUCUUGGACAAUAAAGUGUAUGAUGUGACCUCUGUGCUGUCGUGGCACCCUGGUGGCGCCAACGCGAUCUUGGCUUACGCCGGGAAGGCUACCGUGGACGUUACGAACGAGUACAAAGGCAUUCACGAUUCAUAUGCAAACAGCAAGAAGGAUGAAUGUUUGAUUGGCGCGCUUUCGGAGGAAGGUAUCAAGGCAAUGGAGGAAGAUGCGAAGCGGGCGGCGAAGGAAUUGGCCAAGGUCAAGGAAGAGCGCAAGGGACUCGCCCUCCAGCCUGACGUCUUCACUCGCGCCAAACUGGUCAAGCGCAAGGAAGUCUCCUCAGAUACGCGGCUGUACAUAUUUGAGUUGCCGCGCAAAGAGGACGGGAGCCCCGGUGUGCUCGGAUUGCCUGUUGGCCAACACGUCCAGAUCGCAGUGCACUUCCAGGACCAGGCAGUGAUGCGUAGCUAUACCCCGGUUCAUCCCGUUCUCCCACAUGAGGAAGACGGGACGAUUCAUUUGCUGGUGAAGACUUACAUGCCGUCGGAGGGUGGCCCGUUCCCUCCCGGUGGUACCGUGUCUAACUAUCUGGACUGCAUGGAUGAUGGCGAGGAAAUUGACAUACGAGGACCGUCUGGUGGGAUUAAGUAUUUAGGACGCGGCAAGUUUGAGAUCGACGGCGAGGAGCGUCACUUUGACAAGGUCAAUCUCGUCACGGGAGGAAGUGGCCUGACGCCCCACUGGCAGCUCAUCCAUGCGAUCAUGUCCGAUGACUCUGACAAUACCCUCGUCUCGCUGAUCGACAGUAACAGGACGUACGACGAUAUUCUGAUGCGGGACGAACUCCAGAAGUACGCCGACGAGAAACCGGACAAGUUCAAACUCUGGCACGUCUUGUCUAGUCCUCCGAAGGAUAGGGAGUGGAAGUAUUCUGAAGGUAGACUGGACCAGAAGAUGAUGGAGCAACACUUCUACCCCGCUGAGGAUGGCGUAGUUACGCUCCUUUGUGGACCGCCAGCGAUGAUUGAGAAGGCGGCACUUCCGGGGCUGCAGGAGAUGGGCUUUGAGGACGGAAAGACUGUCUUUGGGUACUGAGUCCAACUUAAGGUCCGUGCCAGUGGUCCGUGGAUACGGUCGAGGUUGUGGUCCCGCCAAUAUGAACUGAUAUCGUGUAUUGGACCGCGACGAGUCCGACAAGAAUGGAUAUGCAGUGACAGUUUAUGUAAAUCCUCCUCUUUUCUUCGAGCCACCUCCGAGCCUUUUACUUCCGCUACAGUACUGUAUGCUGGCAAGUCUCGAUCGACCGUAUCUCUCCAGCGAUCUCGUGCCAAAUGACUCGGAUCUCCGCCUCCGAUCGCGUCAUCCAAUCCGAGGACAUAUCGAAAAUGGAAAGUACGCCCCUACGGGUCCGGACCGCACUACGGACCGUACGCGCACGUGACCAUC
This is a messenger RNA of Rhodofomes roseus, 3975 nucleotides long. RefSeq lists its product as uncharacterized. Gene Ontology annotation, molecular function: molybdenum ion binding; oxidoreductase activity. NCBI's taxonomy places the organism in Eukaryota, Fungi, Basidiomycota, Agaricomycetes, Polyporales, Fomitopsidaceae. The record is from RefSeq and is a predicted model, not a curated record. The coding region runs from base 418 to 3624 and encodes 1068 amino acids. The transcript has 29 exons.